AGCUUUUCGAAGAAGCAAAACUUUUGUGUCCAACAUAAUUAUUAUUAUUAUCCAUCUCGUCGCCAACAGCGGCAGCGACCGUGAAUCGGACACUCUCCGGUGAAUAAGGAUCGCUCCGACGAGGUUACUGUACAGACUAAAUACUCACCAUAAUGAAGGUUUUUGUGAAAACUCUGAAAGGAACUAAUUUCGAGAUCGAAGUUAAACCUGAAGACACGGUGGAAGAUGUGAAGAAAAACGUAGAGAAAAUACAAGGUAGAGAUGUAUACCCAGCUGAACAACAGAUGUUAAUUUAUCAGGGAAAAGUACUCAAGGAUAAUACAACACUUGAGGAAAAUAAAGUUGCUGAAAAUACUUUUAUCGUCGUUAUGCUGAGCAAGACCAAAGUAUCUCCUGGUGGAGUGUCAACUGUCUCAUCCGCACAAACAAGUCAAGCUCAACCUGCAAGUACUUUGCCUCCUACCACAACACAACCAGCAACAACUGCUCAAUCUCCUGCACCAACUGCAGAGAUACCACAAUCCGCUUCUGAAUCUACACCUGCUGUAGUUAAUCCUAUUUCCAGUUCAGAAACGGACAUAUAUGGACAAGCAGCCUCAAAUCUCGUUGCAGGAAGUAAUUUAGAGUCUACUGUUCAACAGAUACUGGACAUGGGAGGAGGAAGUUGGGAUCGUGAAACUGUUGUGCGUGCUCUGCGUGCUGCAUUUAACAACCCUGCAAGGGCUGUUGAGUAUCUAUACUCUGGGAUUCCUGAGCAAGCAGAAGUCCAACCAGUACCCCGAGUUCCUGCUAGUGCGCAGGCUGCAAAUCCACCUGCCCCAGCUCAACAACUACCUGCCCCAACCAGUGUUGGGCCCAAUGCUAACCCUUUAGAUCUUUUCCCACAGGGUCUUCCCGCUAUGGGAUCCAAUGCUUCUAGUGCAGGCACGUUGGAUUUUUUGCGCAAUAGUCAACAGUUCCAAGCUUUGCGAGCCAUGGUGCAAGCAAACCCCCAAAUCCUCCAGCCUAUGCUUCAGGAACUAGGGAAGCAGAAUCCACACCUUAUGCGGCUUAUUCAAGAACACCAAGCUGACUUCUUGCGGUUGAUAAAUGAACCUGUUGAAGGAGAGGGGGACCCGCUUGGUCAGUUGGCCUCAUCAGUUCCCCAAGCUGUCUCUGUGACCCCUGAGGAGCGUGAAGCAAUUGAACGACUUGAAGCAAUGGGCUUUGAACGAACUUUAGUAUUGGAGGUGUUCUUUGCAUGCAACAAGAAUGAAGAACUGGCAGCCAACUAUCUACUAGACCACAUGCAUGAGUUUGAGGAAUGAACCAAAGUGUCACUCUUCGGUGUUGGGUGAUCUUCAUCUUGUCAUUAUGUAUUUUAUCCCAACUAAUUGUCUUGAGGAAACUCUGGAUCUAACUGUCAAGAUUUGCCCUGAUUUUUAUCCUUGGACAAAUUGCACAUUCUCUUUUAUUUAUGUUGAUUAUACAGAGUCGUGUUAAAAUA
Molecule: messenger RNA, 1486 nt
Organism: Mercurialis annua (annual mercury)
Lineage: Eukaryota; Viridiplantae; Streptophyta; Magnoliopsida; Malpighiales; Euphorbiaceae
Product: ubiquitin receptor RAD23c
Exons: 12
Coding region: 153-1307 (384 amino acids)
Biological process (GO): proteasome-mediated ubiquitin-dependent protein catabolic process; nucleotide-excision repair
Cellular component (GO): nucleoplasm; cytosol
Molecular function (GO): ubiquitin binding; polyubiquitin modification-dependent protein binding; damaged DNA binding
Source: RefSeq, a predicted model, not a curated record